Babjeviella inositovora NRRL Y-12698 is the source of this 1310-nucleotide messenger RNA. It is a transcript of the gene HEM13, whose product is annotated as coproporphyrinogen oxidase. Gene Ontology annotation, molecular function: coproporphyrinogen oxidase activity. Gene Ontology annotation, cellular component: mitochondrial intermembrane space; cytoplasm. Lineage: Eukaryota; Fungi; Ascomycota; Pichiomycetes; Serinales. The record is from RefSeq and is a predicted model, not a curated record. The transcript has a single exon. The coding region runs from base 286 to 1275 and encodes 329 amino acids.
GGAUCCGGGGAUAUAUUUUUGGUUGCUACCAAUUCAUCAUCAUUUAUUGUUCAAAAAAGUCAUCCAUUUUCAGAUACUAUACCACAUGAUAUCCUAAACAACCUUUUGAAUGCGCCGGACAUAUGUACAAAUCGGAUGUUCACGCCUCGUGGUGGACGGUGCCGGACAUUUGUCGGCUGAUUCUGAGGGCUUUUUUCCGGCGGUUAUAUCUGUUGCUGUAUCUGCCGCUUUCCCUCCAGAUUUCCCUCCAAAUUUCUACUCCUUCCUUCAACAGACACCAAUCCAAUGUCCCAAUUACCACAACCUACCGGUGCCGCAAUCACAGAAAGCGCCGUCCCUAUUCGUGAGAGAAUGGAGGCUCUCGUCCGCCGCAAGCAAAAACAGAUCUGCGACGGUAUCGAGGCGUUGGAAACCUCUGAAAAGACCUUCGGUGCAGACUCUUGGCAAAGGGGCAACGAUGGUGGUGGUGGUACCUCGUGCAUCUUGCAAAACGGUGACGUGUUUGAGAAAGCCGGUGUGAACAUCUCUGUGGUGUACGGCGCCUUGCCCCCACAAGCCAUCGCCCGUAUGAAGGUGGAUCACAAAAACUUGAAGGCAUCAACCGAAGACGGUUCUGUCAAGUUUUUUGCCUGUGGCUUAUCACUUGUGAUCCACCCGCACAACCCGCACGCGCCAACCACGCACGCCAACUAUCGCUACUUCGAGACUUGGAACGAAGACGGGACUCCCCAGGCAUGGUGGUUUGGCGGUGGUGCAGACUUGACUCCAAGUUACUUGUAUGAUGAGGAUGCCGUUUUGUUUCACACCAAACACAAGGAAGCCUUGGACAAGUACGACACCACCUUGUAUCCACGGUACAAGAAGUGGUGCGACGAGUACUUCUAUAUCAAGCACAGAGAGGAAACCAGAGGUGUAGGUGGGAUCUUCUUCGAUGACUUCGACUCCAAACCGGCGGAUGAGAUUCUCACCAUCAUCGACACCUGCAUCGACGCGUUCUUGCCGUCUUACGUGCCGACUUUGCACAAGAGAAUCAACAUGCUCUUUACCGAGCAAGAGAAGCAGUGGCAGCAGGUCAGAAGAGGCCGCUACGUUGAAUUCAACUUGGUGUUAGAUAGAGGCACCCAGUUCGGCUUGAUGACGCCAGGCUCCCGCAUCGAGUCCAUCUUGAUGAGUUUGCCUAUGACCGCCGGUUGGUUGUAUGACCACCAUCCAGAAGAGGGCUCUAGAGAGGCCAGAUUAGUUGAGGUUUUGAAGAGUCCGGUUGAGUGGUGUUAAUAAUUGGUUAUAUGAAUAGAUAAACGAAUAAACGG